Camponotus floridanus (Florida carpenter ant) is the source of this 1491-nucleotide messenger RNA. RefSeq names its product putative gustatory receptor 28a. Bases 51 to 1415 code for a protein of 454 amino acids. NCBI's taxonomy places the organism in Eukaryota, Metazoa, Arthropoda, Insecta, Hymenoptera, Formicidae. The record is from RefSeq and is a predicted model, not a curated record. The transcript has 7 exons. Gene Ontology annotation, biological process: sensory perception of taste. Gene Ontology annotation, cellular component: axon; dendrite; membrane.
UCGUUUAUUUCUCAGGUGCGAGAUAGCCGUGUGUGCACGCGUGUAUAUGUAUGUGUGUGUGUGUACGUUCACAAUUGACAAAAAGUGCUAUUCGUUCAGGUCGACGAAUGUUACAAUUAUCGAAAAUGUUCCAACCGAAGACUAUGCAUGAGAUGAUCAUGCCACUGCUCGUGGCUAACUUUGCCCUUGGGAUCGGAAUUUGGACCAACAAACGUGGAAGGAUUCUGAAUUUCGCGUAUUCGUUCAUCUGUUUGGUGAGCUAUUGCGUUCUAAUGAGAUAUUCGAUCGAAUAUAUAUAUAUUUACUACACGCAAAAGUCAAAUCAGUUCGGCCUGAUGACAUUUCGAGCAAUGUUCUAUGCCAACAUGUGUUCCACGUUGUUUCUUGUUCCUAGUGGCUGGUUGAGGAAAAAGUAUAUGAAGAUGGCUCUAAUGCGCAUCAUGAUGUGCGAAAAAACAAUGGAGCAAAUGGGAAUACAAAAGAACUAUCGGAAAUUAUACUUGAAUCAACUUUACGCGCUCGUAUUUAUUGUGCUGACAUUUAUCAUUUUCAUUAUAAUCAGUUAUGAUGGAAUGUUCGUUAAAGAUACACCCAUGCAUGUCAAAAUCGUUCUUAUGCUUGCUAUAAAUUAUCCUAUCGCUUUACUUUACGUGAGCGAUGUGUCGUUUUUGCAGUGGAUCAGGUAUGCCAAACUCCGAUUCGAGCAGUUAAAUAAUCUGUUGCAACGUAUGUUAACUACUACCCCCGAUUCACCGCAGCACAAGAGAGUGCUCAAAAUGAAAGACGAGUGGAAUAAAACCUCCACAUCCGUAACGCAACAGGACCGUAGGUCCGAGGAAAACACCAACACUAUGAGGGCUGUCAAGCAAGUUCAUCUGGAAUUAAUCAAGGCCACUAGGUGCACGAACGAAGCAUAUGGCAUACAGAUCCUCUGCUCUAUGACGAUAUCAUUCGUGUUCAUCACUAGCCUCCUGUAUUAUGCUUAUUCGAUUUUUUGGAUGCCCCUCAGCAGAGAGAUAUUCCGACAGGAGAUGGUACCGGUCAUCGGCUGGAUUUUGUUCUACGCUUCUAAAGUCCUUAUAAUAAAUCAUAUGUGCGCUUUGGCGAGCACUGAGGCCGCAAAUACAGGUGACAUAAUCUGCGAACUGUACGAGCCAUCCACCAGUAAAGAAUUUCGCGCGGAGAUACGGGAUUUUACUUUACAACUGAUACAAAAUCCGUUGAUCUUUACGGCGUGUGGAUUUUUCAAUCUGGAUCAUACAUUUAUUCAUGGGGUUAUUGGUUCAGUCACUACGUAUCUCGUAAUUCUCAUCCAAGUCGGAGAUCUACCACAGUCAAAUCCAACAAAAAAUUCCUCCAUAAUACUUGAUGAGACAAGUCUUACUACACUUAAUACUCUUACAACUUAUUUAUAAAUGCUUAUUAAUAAAUGCAAAUAUUCGCAUAUCAUGUUUUACUGAUCUGUAAAAAUUUUAAAAUAAGAAAAUUCAU